UUUAAAUAUUUAGAAUUUUAUUCGUAUUUUAUACUGAAAAUCCAUUUUAAUUCAUUUUACAUGGUCUCUUAUAUUAAAAUGUACUUUUAAUAGUUAUUCAGCCUAACACUCAACUAAUUUUUUGAAAAAUUACUUAUUUAUAAACUCAAACUAGAAGUUGCUUCUGUAAAAAACUGCAGCAGGGUCAAACUAGAUGUGGAAAAAAUUCAUAUCCAAUAUGGUUGUCUUCAAAUUCUCACGCCAGCUAGAGAUCGAUCAUUUUCUCGCUUCUCUUCUAAGUUAGACGUUGUUCUGUUUGUAUUUCAAUGUUAUUAGGGAUGACAACAAAACCUAAACCCACGGGUACCCUACCCGACCCAACCCGGUCAAUGCGGGUAAAACCCGUGUUGACUUGUUUUGGGCCAGGUUCGGGUUUAAACCCGUUCACUAUUUACCGGGUUGGGUUGGGUUUGGGUUUAGGUAAACCGCCCCAUGGGUACCCGCCCACACCCAUAUAAUUAAUUUUUCCGGUAUAUUUAAUAUUCUAAAUAGCUAGUCCUCUUUAUGUUUGUAGAGACAUGUCUAAUUUUUUCUUUCUAAUUGUGUAGAAUGAAGUUGAUAUAUCGAGUAGAAUGUGAAGAAGCUUAAUUGACAAGGAGGAAGAUGCUUUUAAUUUAUCAUGUUGUUUAUAGAUAAUUUGUGAUUUGCUUCAAUUUUCUUGAGUGUUCUAGAUUGGUGUUGAAAAGUUUGUAUGAUUAAUUUGUGAUUUGCUUGAAUUUUCUAGAAUAGUGUUUUAUAUAUGUGGAUAAUUUGUAUUGAGAGAUUGAUAUUUGACUUUUAUUUUUAUAGAAACUUGUUAUUGUAAAUUUUUUAUGACAAAAUCCAUGGGUACCCAUAAACCCGCAUAUACCCAACGAGUUGGGUUGGGUUUGAAUUUUUCAAACCCAAUGAAUUUUACCUCGAGUUUUUUUCAUGGAUAAACUCAUGGAUUUGGAUUUUUCAAAACUCGACCCAACCCGACUAUUGCCAUCCGAAUAUAUUAUACUUUCAUUGAUUUUGCUUCAUGUUGAUCAAGCUUUAGUGUUGCUAUGGUUUGGCCCAUUCCAGCUGUAUAACCUCCUGGUUAGUGGUAAGGAACUUCACGGAAAUGCUAGAAGAGGAGGAGACACCUUCUUGGUUUGAGCAUUCAAUCAUAACCUGAAGGAUUAAUAUAUUAUCAGCAUGUUUGGAUACAAUUCUGGAAGAAAUGGAAAUGGAAAUGAAAUUCAUUUUUUUUAUUUUUAUAGAAUUUCAUUUCCAAUUCUAGUGUUUGGUAUAAUUCCUAUAACUAUCGAAAUAAAUUGCACUUUUAAUCAUAAUAAAUAAUGUAUUAUGUUUGUUUUAUUUUGGGAAAUGAAAUAUGAUUGAAAGAGAAAGAGAGUAAAAUGAUAGUGUCAAUAAAUUAAUAAAAAGUAUUAAUGGGUCCCACUAAUUCCAUCUUCAGAAAAGUUAAUUGCAACCUAUACUUGGAAACCAUACCAUUUUGCAUAAGACAAUACCUCUUAUUAAUCACUCCUCCAAUUGACAUCACACCACCACCACCAUUAUUUCCCUCCAUCUACUCACAUCUACAACCAACUAUUUGUAAUCACCCACAUCAUUUUACUGUCAAGUGUAUGUAUAUAAACAACGAGCCUCCUGUAUCAAUGUAAUAGAGAUAUAUUCCAUCAAUAGAAUUCAUAUCUCCACAUGGUAUCAGAGCACAAAAAGCACAAAUACUCGAUCCCUUAACCAAUCCACCAUUCUCCAAGCUACACCCUCCUCCUUUCUUGCUUCUUCUCGACAACGUACAACAACUUCCAAAAACAAAAAAUUCCCAAAAUCACCAACCCAAUCCAACUGCACAUCACUCCCGCCUUCUUCGACAACAACAACUUCCAAAAACCAAAAAAAAAAUCCCCAAAAUCACCAACUCAAGCUAGCUGCAUAUCACUCUCCGCCAAUUUUAUUCUUUCUUUUUCAGAACUAUUAUUCACUUCCCUCGGCCGCACAUCACUUUCUAUUAUCAUCCUGUCUGACUCCCCUACAGGCGGCGACGGAUCCGUGGUGCUCCCACUCACCGGCGAUGACAAUCAUGUCAUCUCUCAAAAUCCGGCUUCACAGCUCCCCACAAAGUUAAACAAAAAUAACUUUCCUCAAUGGCGUGCGCAGCUGUUAACUCUUCUUCGUGGGCUGGAUUUGUUGUCAUUUGUUGACGGCACCAACACGCAGCCGGCAGAAGGAUCACCGGGACGCAAUCGAUGGUAUCGCCAAGAUCAAUUGAUCCUACAUGCUAUACUGUCCUCUGUCUCUGAUGUGGUGUCUCCCUAUAUUUUGGCAGCAAUCACUGCUCGUCAAGCAUAUUCCAUCCUUGAGAGGAUGUAUGCAGGAAAUUCUCGCUCUCGGGUCAUUGGUUUGAAGACCCGUCUUGCGCAAGAGAGACAAGGCAACCGUUCUGUGUCUGCUUUUCUACAGGAGAUGCGAACCAUCUACACCGAGCUAGCUCUUGUCCAAGCACCGGUUGCAGAUGAAGAUCUUGUUCUUAAAAUUCUACGAGGGAUGAACUCAGAAUUUGGCCCUCUUGCGGCUGACCUUCGUGCUCGUGAGAACCCGAUUGAUGUCGAAGAUCUCCAUGACAGAUUGGUGGAGUUCGAAUAUGAUCUUGCUGCCAGCCGCCACUCACCCACGACGGCCUUUUCUAUUCAACGUGGAUGUGGUGGUGUUCGAGGCCAAGUAGCGCGUGGUCGUGGCCACUCUCACUCGCAACAUCCUUCUCAUCAACGCUACUUUCAGCACCCCAACAGGCUGUCAAUCGCCAAUUUUAUCAGGAGCAACCACACUCUUCACUUCAACCGCUUCACCAACACCAGCCACCUUCUCGAGGCAAUCUCAUUAACUUUCAGGUCAUCAACAGAGUGUUGGUCGUGGUGGAAGAGUGAGGGUCGUUUGUCAGUUAUGUGACAAACCCGGACACACUGCAAAGGAAUGCUACAGUCUUCAUGGGCGCCCUCCUACUCUAGCUUACCAUACCUCUGCUGGUCCCUCUAAUUCUGGCUGGUUAAUGGACUCCGCAGCAACCAACCAUAUCACCCCAGACCUUGGCAAUCUUUCUCUUUACGCAGACUAUAAUGGCCCGGAUGAGGUUCUUGUUGGUGAUGGGACAGGUUUGCAAAUAACACGCAUUGGCAACUCUAUGGUUUAUGCUUCUGCUGCUUCUUUGCAAUUAAAGGAUGUUCUUUGUAUUCCUGCCAUCAAGCAACAUUUACUAUCCGUUGCUAAAUUAUGUAAAGCUAAUCCAGUCUCAGUAGAGUUUUUCUCUUAUUAUUUUGUUGUGAAGGACUUGUCCACGGGGGCGCAACUACUCCGAGGCUAGAAUAGAGGGGAUGUGUACGAGUUGUCGUCGGAUGUAAAGAUCGUUCGCCUAGCACUUGCCACUACCACAACUUCAUCGGCUGUCUGGCACAAUCGACUAGGACAUCCACAUUCUAGGCUGCUCCCCGUGUUUUGCGCUCUCAAGCUCUUCCAGUUUCCAAUUCCUCCACUUCCUUUUCUUGUGAUUCUUGUUUGGUGAACAAAACUCAUAAACUUCCCUUUUCAGUGUCUACUUUGACUAGUUCAAGACCCUUUGAUUUGUUAUACAUGGAUGUUUGGGGACCUUCGCCCAUUUGCUCCAUUGAUAAUUUUUCAUAUUACUUGGUCAUCGUUGAUCACUUUUCCCGCUACACUUGGCUUUAUCCUCUCCAAUACAAGUCUGAUGUCUCUGACACUUUUAUCACAUUCACACGUUUGGUUGGAAACUAUUUUCACACUUCUGUUCGUCGUGUUUUUACUGAUGGUGGGGGUGAAUUUCAGAAACUACGAUCUUUUUUUCAAAAUCGUGGUAUAUCUCACCUUCUUACUCCUCCUCACACCCCAUAGCAUAAUGGUUUAUCCGAACGCAAACAUCGUCAUGUUGUUGAAACAGGUCUCACACUCAUGCAUUGCGCACAUCUCCCUAGUUCUUUCUGGUCUCAUGCCUUUCAGUCAGCCGUGUGUCUUAUCAACCGUCUCCCUUCUACAUCCCUCCAUAAUCAGACACCGUAUUUCACUCUUUUUAAUGAGUCUCCAAAUUAUUUUAAACUAAAGAGUUUUGGGUGUCUUUGCUAUCCGUGGCUCCGCCCGUAAAGUGCUCAUAAGUUAGCCCCUCGUUCUCGACCCUGCAUUUUUCUUGGCUAUUCCACGAACCAGAGUGCAUACAAAUGCUAUGAUCCAGUUGAUUGUCGUGUCUUUGUUUCUCGACAUGUUCAGUUUGUCGAAACUACUUUUCCUGGCCUUUCCCCUUAUUCUGAAUCCUCCAUGUCUUCUUUAAAGUGGCUUGCCUCCACCACUCCGACUGUGGAACUUGUACCUCUCUCCACAUCUACAACGCAGCGGCAUCACAAUCAUCCCACUACUAAAAUUGUAUCCUCUUCAUCAACAUCUCCUGCUCGUACACAACUUGCAUCGCCAUCCCCUUCUUCUGCCUCAGAAAAGUCUGCCUCCCCACGGUCAGCUCCUUCACCGCCAACACCAACGCCAACGCCACCACCUUCACAUGUUGUCCUCUCCCCUCCACCAGCUCCACCUCAUCGGAUGGUAACUCGCAGUCAACAUGGUAUUUUCAAGCCUAAACGGAUGUUUACUUCUCAGGUAUCUUCUCCUUUUGAGCCUUCCUCUGUUAAGCAGGCUCUUGUCGAUCCUCUUUGGCGUACUGCCAUGCUACAGGAGUUGGCUGCCCACUACUCUAAUGGUACUUGGUCCUUAGUCCCUUCGGCUUCCACUCAAAACCUUGUUGGUUGUCGCUGGGUUUUUCUAAUAAAGUACAAGGCAAAUG
This is a messenger RNA of Linum trigynum, 4849 nucleotides long. Lineage: Eukaryota; Viridiplantae; Streptophyta; Magnoliopsida; Malpighiales; Linaceae. The record is from the annotation of a GenBank genome assembly.